AUGAAUACCAUGCUUGCAGGUAGAGAAAAGUACCCUUACCGAGUCCCUAUUCCUGAUUGCCCCCACAGCAUCAAGUCAGUGCAUUCCACUGAAUUCUGGGAUUGGAUCGUCAUUGACAGUUAUCUAGUAAACGUAAAGCUACUCUUGUUAUUGCAUAGAGAAGAUGAGGGCAUAAAGAAAUGCGUUUCAUUAAAAGCACUUCGAAUUUUAGACCACAGGGAUGUCGAGACAGCACUGGAGAUCCACCGAAAAGAGGUCCAGGAUUCCAUUCUAGACGAGAAAGUGAGCACUAUAUUAGUGCCCGCACUAGAAUUCAAGCACUAGUGGGCUAUCUCUUUUAAGCUACCCGGUAGGAUUGACAUUCUACCCAAAACGCAGCAGGCUAUUAAUAACUGAUCGACUUCUUCAGGCAGUUUUCAUCAUUGACAUGCACUGCCCUACGAAUGUCACUUUAAUCGCUGAUGGUGGUGAGCCGGAGCACACCAAUGGACGUGGAAGCAAGGCCAGAUUUAAGAACCCAGCUGGCGUGGUGGUGAGGGAGGAGAAGCUUUACGUUUGCGAUCAAGGGAAUAGUACCAUUAGAGUGGUAAAUAUAAGAUCGCUUUUCUUCCACGCUUCCAGGAUUGGCCAAGAAGAUCCAGACGCCGAGGAAAGCCAAAGUGAGGAAGAGGAUUUCGCCAUAAGACGAAUUCGCAAAGUGUCUGUGCACGAUCUUUCCCCUCUUUCAGAGGAAAAUGUACCUGAUUUGGAAUCGCCUUUUGCCAUA
Molecule: messenger RNA, 766 nt
Organism: Pocillopora meandrina
Lineage: Eukaryota; Metazoa; Cnidaria; Anthozoa; Scleractinia; Pocilloporidae
Source: the annotation of a GenBank genome assembly